UGGGGUCCUUCUUGUUUGCUUAACUCAAAAAACAUGGCACCAACCAGAAUAUUUUGAAUUUGAAUUUCCCUCCCAUUAGUCUGAUAUUCCCUUCUUCUCUGUUACCCCAAAAGGCUGAAACAUCAAACUUCAACUCUACUUAAAUAAAGUUGUGCUAAACCAUACUACUCUGAACUCUCCUUCUCUCUAUCUGAUUUCCAAAUUCCAAUGAAUCCUUCCAAUCUCUUAAACUCUGAAAAUGAGGCAAUUACCACCCAAAAACUCACCCUCUGCUGUCCAAUCCUGGAUAGGUUUCUUUCCGGUGGCAUUCCUUGCAAAUCCAUCACUGAAAUCGUAGCCGAAAGCGGUUCGGGCAAAACCCAGCUCUGCCUUCAACUAGCCCUCUCUGCCCAACUCCCCGUCUCGGUCGGCGGCCUCUCCUCCUCUUCUCUCUAUCUCCACACUGAAUUCCCCUUCCCCAAUCGCCGCCUCCGCCAACUUUCUAUCUCCUUCAUCAAUUCCCACAUCACCCAUUUCGGCUCUGCUUCCUAUGAUCCCAUGGAUAAGGUUUCUGUCCAACCUGUUCAUGAUGCACACCACCUGUUCGACGUUUUGCUCAAGUUAGAUUCUUUUCUUCUUCAAAGGGAUUCCACCCAAUGGCCGAUUAAAUUGAUUGUCAUCGACUCCAUUGCUGCCAUUUUCAGGUCUGAAUUUGGUAAUACUCCUGCUGAAAUGAAGGCCAGAUCGUCGUUUUUCUUUAAGAUUUCUGGGAGAUUGAGAGCAUUGGCUCAGAAGUUUGGAUUGGCAGUAGUGUUAACUAAUCAAGUGGUUGAUUUUGUGGGGAGUAAUGAAGGGAUUAAUGGGUUACAGAUAGGAAAUUUGGCAUGUUUGUAUACUUCUGGGAGACGGGUAUGCCCGGCUUUGGGUUUAUCUUGGGCUAAUUGUGUUAAUACAAGGUUGUUUAUUUCGAGAAGCGAGGAGGUUCCUGGUGAGAGGAGUGGGUUUGUUGAGGAAGAUGGAAGUUCGUCUGUUAGCUUGCGGAGUAGGAGGUACAUCCAUGUUCUUUUCGCGCCUCAUUUACCACCAUCUUCAUGUGAAUUCACAAUCCUCAGAGAAGGUGUUUUUGGGGUUGAAAGUAGAGAUCAGAUUGUUGCAGAUAGGAGUGGUCAAUAGUAGUUAAGACUUAAAGAGUGUUGCUGAUUUAGCAUGUGUUUUCUCUUUGGUUAGAAUCUCAUCUUGUAAAUAGUAGGAUGUACUAAUGUUUAACUUCAGUUUCUUGAUUACUUUUUUUCCAGUUGUUUUUGUUGAAUAGGAGCAAGUCCAUGAAGCACUCUGCACUUAUUAAUCAGUCUCAGAGAUGAUUUAAGGGAAAUUUAUGCUUUUCUAUUCCCACAUUUUAGUGUAUAAUUGUAUGAAAAGCUACUUUUGUUGUUUUUAUGGAUUCUACUUUACCUAUGAUGUUUCUAGAGAUCAAUGAUAGAUGAUGAGUUUGUUGCA
Beta vulgaris subsp. vulgaris (sugar beet) is the source of this 1476-nucleotide messenger RNA. Its product is annotated as DNA repair protein XRCC3 homolog. The record is from RefSeq and is a predicted model, not a curated record. NCBI's taxonomy places the organism in Eukaryota, Viridiplantae, Streptophyta, Magnoliopsida, Caryophyllales, Amaranthaceae. The transcript has a single exon. Gene Ontology annotation, molecular function: four-way junction DNA binding; ATP-dependent DNA damage sensor activity; ATP binding. Gene Ontology annotation, biological process: double-strand break repair via synthesis-dependent strand annealing; telomere maintenance via recombination; t-circle formation. Gene Ontology annotation, cellular component: replication fork; Rad51C-XRCC3 complex. The coding region runs from base 208 to 1152 and encodes 314 amino acids.